Molecule: messenger RNA, 2201 nt
Organism: Heteronotia binoei (common prickly gecko)
Lineage: Eukaryota; Metazoa; Chordata; Lepidosauria; Squamata; Gekkonidae
Gene: CACNG6
Product: calcium voltage-gated channel auxiliary subunit gamma 6
Exons: 4
Coding region: 613-1386 (257 amino acids)
Biological process (GO): regulation of calcium ion transmembrane transport via high voltage-gated calcium channel; calcium ion transport
Cellular component (GO): L-type voltage-gated calcium channel complex; membrane
Molecular function (GO): calcium channel regulator activity
Source: RefSeq, a predicted model, not a curated record
GCUGCUAAGGCAGGGGAACCUUCGGAAAAGGCACAGGGUGUACGCUAGGACCGGGCUCUGUUUUGUAAGGGGGAAAUGCCUUUGGCAGUUCCAGACCCUCCAGGGGGCACUGCGGAGGGCAGAGGCAAAAGUUCUCCUUCCUUGUCGCUGAGCUGGCAAAGGGUGUUUUUCGGCUUUGGUCUCUGCAUCUUUAAAGCCAUCAGACUCGCGCACACACAUUCAGACUGUCUGUGCACCCUGCAGCCUUAAAAUAACCCAUAUCGCCUAGGCAAUGGAUGAGGAACGGUAACAGGUGCUCCACAUAUUUGCCAAGGCCACCGCGGGGGUGUGAGGUUGCUGCUGUUCCAUCCCUGCCUCACCCUGUCAAAUCGGGGCACUGGGUGGGGAGGUAGGGGUGGAGAGAGAGAGAGAGAGAGAGAGAGAAGGAGAGAAACUUUUCAGCACUGCUUGCAGUGUAGCAACCUAGAUAAGAUCCCAGAGAAGCUGCGGGGAGCUCUCAAAGAAGACCAAGCAUACAGCUUGGGGGCGUUACAAAUUGGGGUGGGGCUCAGCUUCUUUUUAAAGCAAAAUAGAGGCCCUCGAAGAAGAAGAAGAGAGGCAGGGAACGGGGCUAUGAUGUGGCCUAAUUUCUUCCUUCAGGAUGAGGAACAGCGCAUGGGAGCGCGCACCCGGGCAGGGGGCAAGCGGCGCAAGACUCUGACCGACGAGCAAGAGGGGAAGAUCAAGCUGGCCUUCUUUGUGGCCAUUGUGGGAAUGACCCUGACGGUGCUGGCUGUGGGCACAGAAUUCUGGGUGGAACUGAACACCUUCAAACAGAACCACACCGCCAUCUGCGAGGCGGCCCACUACGGCCUGUGGAAAUUCUGCUACAAAAAACUCUGGGUGGAGGAUGUGGAGGAGGAGCGGGCAACCUGUGGACCUGCCGAGCUGCCUGGAGAAGCCAACUGUUCAUAUUUCAAGUUCUUCACCACUGGGGAGAAUGCUCACAUCUUCCAGAGGACAACUAAAAAAGAGCUCAACAUUACAGCCGCUGUGGUGUCCCUUCUCAGCAUCACGCUCAUGGCCAUGGGAUCACUUUGCAUCACUAUGGCUCUGAGUAAAGGGAUUGAAUUUCUCCUGAAACCAGCAUCCAUUUUCUUUAUUAUAUCAGGUAUCAUGGUGCUGGUAUGCUUGGAGGUUUUCCGACACUCGGUCCGGUGGCUUAUCACCUCUGAUGAGACCGUCCCCCUGGAGUACGAAUAUUCCUGGUCUGUGGCUUGUGCGGUGGCCGCUGGAUCCAUCUUGAUCUUCGGCGGGGGCUGUUUUAUCCUUCUGUCCAUCCCAAGCUUGCCCAAAAAGCCCUGGGAAUACUGCAUCAAAGGCAGAAGCAGCACCACCACUUCCUAAAACCCAUUUUGGGAUGGGAGGGAAGACUCCCCCCAAGUCUCUUGGUAUCACUGUGCAACACACAAUCACACACAUAUAUAUUUGUAUCUCCACCCACCUCUAGCGGAUGGGAAGAAUCAACCUUGACCCCUCACACACACACACCCCACACAUCCGCCCUGAUUCUCCAUCUGGACUGAGUUCCCCUCCCCAUUUUGUGACUUGUAAAUAGAACCACUAGUGCUUGUUUUGUUUGGGAUGGGGGAUGGGUCGAGGGUGGGAGGGACUGAAAGGAAAGGGCUCUCUUUGUGAAUGUGGGGGAAGCAGUGUUAAUGAACGGAGCAAUUACGAUGGAAGGGAGGAUAAAGGGCUGUAUUUUAAAACCUGGUUUUUAUAAAUGGCUCAAUGGAGGGGCUGUGCCUUGGAGUUUGUUAAAAUUGCUUUGUCGGUCACAGCCCCUUGACCUCAUGAAAUUCUGUACCAAGCAGAGAAUUAAGUUCCUUGAGCUUAUGUGUGUGCAUAGCACACAAAUGCUCAAACUCAGACACAUAGGUUCGAGCAUCCCAUCCCUGCUGGGCCCUGUGACUGUUACAGGAUGUAAGGAAUCCAUGAGGCUUAUCAACCUGAAAGUUCCCGGGAAUUGCAGCAGGUUACCACAGCAGGGUACCCUGGAGCACAGAGUAAUUUCAGAACCAGUUAUUCCACAAACUUGGGAAAGAUUAUGCUGGUUCCACUGCAGUUUACAGACCUAUUUUCAUUAGGGACAAAACUCUCAAAAAACUAUUUUGCUUACAAAAAAUGACAUUAAAAUUCUCCUUAUCUGAACUUUAAAAAAA